Synchiropus splendidus (mandarinfish) is the source of this 1513-nucleotide messenger RNA. RefSeq names its product empty spiracles homeobox 3 (gene emx3). The record is from RefSeq and is a predicted model, not a curated record. Gene Ontology annotation, biological process: neuron differentiation; regulation of DNA-templated transcription; brain development. The transcript has 3 exons. Gene Ontology annotation, molecular function: DNA-binding transcription factor activity, RNA polymerase II-specific; DNA binding. The coding region runs from base 179 to 829 and encodes 216 amino acids. NCBI's taxonomy places the organism in Eukaryota, Metazoa, Chordata, Actinopteri, Syngnathiformes, Callionymidae.
UCAGUCCAGCAGGUGGAGUGCGCGCCAGGUACCACCGCAGGACCCGGUCCGGACCUCGAUCCUCCAGGAUUCUGGCAGCAUGGUCGCAGUCGGCGCGUCUCCAUGAGGGACAUUUGGAGUGUGAGCGCCGUUCAGCGACGAACCUGGACCAAUCCUCGCUCUUUUGCAGGAAAAGACCAUGUUGGGGGUCAAAAACAAGAGCUUCUCAAUCGAAUCUCUGCUCGGAACCGAGCUUGAACGCUGCGCCGGCUCCAGAAACGCUCUGAUCCGCCCCACUGCGCUGCGAUACCCGGGGUCACCACCUCCAGCUGGGCGUUUUGGUUCCGUAGCCCAGCAGAGUGCGCGAUCUGGCGCGGUGCUCCAGGAUCCCAGGAUGCAGCCGCAGAGACGACAAGGUUGGAGUCUGCACCCGCUCAGCGCUCCGCUUCGCAGCUUCUUCGGGCCGGAGUCGUGGGACUGUCUUGCGCCUUGGCUGCUGCCCGGACCACCAUUCAGAGACAAUGUUCCAGUUCUGGAGAACCUUGUGCUCCACUCCACCUCGCUCUCCAGGAAACCAAAGCGCAUCCGAACCACGUUCUCACCGUCACAGUUGCUUCAGCUGGAGCAGGCCUUUGAGCAGAACCAUUAUGUCGUCGGAAGUGCUCGCAGACAUCUAGCAAAUGGACUUUGUCUGACGGAGACACAGGUUAAAGUUUGGUUCCAGAACCGCAGAACUAAACACAAGAGGCAGAAAUUGGAAGAAGAAUCUCCCGAGCUGAAGAAAGCUGAUGGUCAGAUCACCAACUGCUGGACAGCUGCCGAGGAAGUUGAUGUUGUUGUUGAGGACUAAAUAGCCUGGUGAAAGACUAGUCUGACGGAUCCAGCUGCAGAUAUGAAGCCAGAUUAGUUACGGCUUCCCAAAAGCCGAUGGCAAGACUGUGUUCUGAGUGACAUUUGUGGGUGUGUUUCAAUGAAUUGUCUGGAGUGACUUGAACACGUACUCCGCUGAGGAGACGAGGUUGGUAGUAGUUUGGUAGUGGAAGCAAAACUGAGAGCAGAAGAGCGGGUUUUACCGACUCAGAGUCUGAAGUGGAACAUUAUAUAUAUCUGAUGAGGAUCAUAGAGCGAAACAGAAGCUGUGCUACUUCCGGGUUACUGAUGCGAUGCUGCGUCCAGAACAUGGUGGAGGCGUGGUCAUCAUGGUGACAAAGGCGGCAGGAAGGUUAAAAAAAGUCGUGGUUGAGGAGAAAGAAGGCACUGGAGAAAAUACAAUAGCAUCAUUGUUGCUUGAGAGAUGAGGAAGACGAGAGACUAUUUCCAGUGGAGCAGAUAAACAUCUGUAAAAUUACAUCAUUCACUAUGGUCAUCGCCAGAUGAGUGAAUUUACUCCCAUCCCAAACUCAAGCUCACUUCUCAUUUAAUUUAUUCAUCUUUUGUUUUUUAAUCAUUUUCUUUUUUCACAAUGUAAAACACAGUUCCUUCUUUAUACAUCAUCCAUAUAGCGAGUUGCAUUUCUUUGUGGAUUUUACUUUUU